Messenger RNA from Salvelinus fontinalis (brook trout), 8751 nucleotides. RefSeq names its product circadian-associated transcriptional repressor-like. The record is from RefSeq and is a predicted model, not a curated record. Gene Ontology annotation, molecular function: RNA polymerase II cis-regulatory region sequence-specific DNA binding. The coding region runs from base 1225 to 1923 and encodes 232 amino acids. Lineage: Eukaryota; Metazoa; Chordata; Actinopteri; Salmoniformes; Salmonidae. Gene Ontology annotation, cellular component: nucleus. The transcript is spliced from 3 exons. Gene Ontology annotation, biological process: negative regulation of DNA-templated transcription; circadian regulation of gene expression.
GUGUCUGUUGUAGAGCUGCGUAGGCCAGGUUUGGUAGAUAUUGUAGAGCUACAGAGUGUCUGUUGUAGAGCUGCGUAGGCCAGGUUUGGUAGAUAUUGUAGAGCUACAGAGUGUCUGUUGUAGAGCUGCGUGGGCCAGGUUUGGUAGAUAUUGUAGAGCUACAGAGUGUCUGUUGUAGAGCUGCGUGGGCCAGGUUUGGUAGAUAUUGUAGAGCUACAGAGUGUCUGUUGUAGAGCUGCGUAGGCCAGGUUUGGUAGAUAUUGUAGAGCUACAGAGUGUCUGUUGUAGAGCUGCGUGGGCCAGGUUUGGUAGAUAUUGUAGAGCUACAGAGUGUCUGUUGUAGAGCUGCGUGGGCCAGGUUUGGUAGAUAUUGUAGAGCUACCAGAGUGUCUGUUGUAGAGCUGUGUGGGCCAGGUUUGGUAGAUAUUGUAGAGCUACAGAGUGUCUGUUGUAGAGCUGUGUGGGCCAGGUUUGGUAGAUAUUGUAGAGCUACCAGAGUGUCUGUUGUAGAGCUGCGUGGGCCAGGUUUGGUAGAUAUUGUAGAGCUACAGAGUGUCUGUUGUAGAGCUGCGUAGGCCAGGUUUGGGAGAUAUUGUAGAGCUACAGAGUGUCUGUUGUAGAGCUGCGUAGGCCAGGUUUGGUAGAUAUUGUAGAGCUACAGUGUGUCUGUUGUAGAGCUGCGUGGGCCAGGUUUGGUAGAUAUUGUAGAGCUACCAGAGUGUCUGUUGUAGAGCUGUGUGGGCCAGGUUUGGUAGAUAUUGUAGAGCUACAGAUGAGGAGGUCACAGUUACACCAGGGUUUGGUAGAUAUUGUUAGUGGAUCAGAUGAGGAGGUCACAGUUACACCAGGGUUUGGUAGAUAUUGUUAGUGGAUCAGAUGAGGAGGUCACAGUUACACCAGGGUUUGGUAGAUAUUGUUAGUGGAUCAGAUGAGGAGGUGGUGUCAGUUACACCAGGGUUUCUCAACCUCUUGUUUUGAACCAAGGACUGAUAUUUUAAAUAAGUAACUGACAAAAGCAACAGUUCUUUAAGAACUGAGUUGGAACAGACUCACUGUCUGUCUCGUUUCCUUAUCGCUUUACUUCUAAAUAGGUAACUGACAAAACCAACAGUUCUUUCAAACUCAUAUUCUCUCUCUUGUGGCCUCGCUCAUGAUAACUGUUCUCUGUCUGUCCGUCUGUCCGUCUGUCUCCCAGGUCUUAGCAGUUUCCAGGAGAGCGUUGCUAUGGACCGGAUCCAGAGAAUAACGGGAGUCCUCCAGAACCCAAACAUGGGUGAGCGCUACGUCAGUGUCAUCCUGAAGAUGGAAGCGAUGCUCCAUAGCUGGUUUCCUCAAGUCCGAGCCCGCCGAGACCCAGACCCAGACCAGCACACUGACAGCCAGGAAGAGCACCACACUCCAGCUAAGAGACACAAGCAGUGCCAUGCCCCAGCCCACCCACCCCCUCCAGCCUCUCCUCCCAUCGUCUCCCCCCCAGAGGGUGAUCACCACCCAGCCCUGCGAGCCUCCCACGGACCUCUACCUGGCUCCUUCCCUUACUCCUCUGCCACUCAUCUCAAAUGUCUCCACACUGCCCUCAUCUGCUCCUCCAAGACAGAGACAGAGACAGCCCAGCAAGAGCCACCGGGCCUGGGCAGGCCCUCCACCGGCUGCUCCCUGGGAUCCAACCGCCCAGCCGACGACCAGGAACAGACCCAAGACGACGCGGUGUCCUCCAGCACCGACCCCCAGGUGAGCCCUGUGGACUCCCACCUCCAGACCCACCCCUACAGAGUCAGACCCCGAGCCCAUCGACAAGGGCCUCCGUCGGGGAAGAUCAGCUCGCCCUGCCUGGAGAGGCUGCUCCAGUCCAAGGAGAGCAUCAUCGCACCCAGAAACACGGGAGGUGAUGGUCGUGGUGGUGGGGAGAGCAGCCGCUCGUAACAGCUGGACCCAGACAUGGUCCAUGGAGGAGAUAAGGACUGAUCUGGGUACAGAGUUGACCCGGGAGAGGCACAGCUGUAUCUUUCCACAACAGGCUCUCCAAUACAGCAGAGGGCAAAGGUCGGUGUCUGAGCGGGGCGCGACAGUGGCUGUCUCUUUAAGAGCUGUGCGUCAUGUGAUCCAUUAUGUGAUCAUACUAGCUGCAGUAAAACACUGAGACAUGGAGGACAGGAGAUAUACUAUAGACCUGCAGUAAGACACUGAGACAUGGAGGACAGGAGAUAUACUAUAGACCUGCAGUAAGACACUGAGACAUGGAGGACAGGAGAUAUAUUAUAGACCUGCAGUAAGACCCUGAGACAUGGAGAAGAGGAGAUUUAAGAAACAAAACCAAGCUUAGUCUGUCUGCCCUCAGAAUAACAAACAAAACUAACCUUGGUUUUGUUUGUUAUCUUGAGGACAGAGAGAGAGAGAGAGAGAGAGGAGUAAAACAGAAAGGGUGUUGGGUAAAGGAGAGAAACCCCAGUCUCCAUCAGUACCUUACUUGCAGUAGCCCAUCUCUUGGUUGACAUUUAAUUUGGUGCAGUUGAGUUGGACUUAUCUGGCCUGAGGAAGUUGAGUUGGACUUAUCUGGCCUGAGGGAGUUGAGUUGGACUUAUCUGGACUGAGGGAGUUGAGUUGGACUUAUCUGGACUGAGGAAGUUGAGUUGGACUUAUCUGGACUGAGGAAGUUGAGUUGGACUUAUCUGGACUGAGGAAGUUGAGUUGGACUUAUCUGGCCUGAGGAAGUUGAGUUGGACUUAUCUGGACUGAGGAAGUUGAGUUGGACUUAUCUGGCCUGAGGAAGUUGAGUUGGACUUAUCUGGCCUGAGGAAGUUGAGUUGGACUUAUCUGGCCUGAGGAAGUUGAGUUGGACUUAUCUGGCCUGAGGAAGUUGAGUCGGAUUUAUCUGGCCUGAGGAAGUUGAGUUGGACUUAUCUGGCCUGAGGGAGUUGAGUUGGACUUAUCUGGCCUGAGGAAGUUGAGUUGGACUUAUCUGGACUGAGGGAGUUGAGUCGGACUUAUCUGGCCUGAGGAAGUUGAGUUGGACUUAUCUGGACUGAGGGAGUUGAGUCGGACUUAUCUGUCCUGAGGAAGUUGAGGGUGAUCAGAUUGAUAAAUGGUUGUAACUGGAUAGCCUGGUUACCCAUCUGGGAACAAGAAGGGUCUUAAAAAGCAGGACUAAUAACAGGAAUACUGGGAUAUGGGGUCGUGUUAUUCCGACAGCUGACAGAAUGUGAUCAGAUCCCAAAUGGACCCGUGAUAUCCACCCUGGUAGAGUAGUAUCACAUUGAAAGGUAACUAACAUCUCACUCAGCUUCUGAUGGACUCUUCCUUCAUUCAGUCCACUUGUUUUUCUUAGUUGACACAAUAACGUGACCUCAUGUUGACAUCAUGUCCACGUUGAACCAUAGAUAGGAUCAACAACAACAACGAGACAACCUGACGUCAGCCAUUCCACCUAUCAGCUUGGCCCUGACGCGACUCCCUGCUCCUCCUGUGUGACACGCCAAGGGUCACUGUGGAGACCUUGAACUACACCAAGAGAAGAUUUAUCAGGUCCCAGACAGACAGACAGACAGACAGACAGACAGACCUGGACAGUGCCUGUCAAGCAUUUCACUUGGGCUGUAAUGUGGUGAACUGAGAGAAAGAGGCGGAGAGGAGGAGAGAGCGAUGGAGAGAGAGAGAGAUGGAGAGAGAGAUGGAGAAAAUGAGAGUGCGAGGGAGAGAGAGCGAUGGAGAGAGAGCGAGAGAGCGAUGGAGAGAGAGAGAUGGAGAGAGAGACAGACAGACUAUGACAACAGAGAAAGAGAGAGAGACACAGAGACAGACAGACUAUAACAACAGAGAAAGAGAGAGAGACACAGAGAGAGACAGACUUGCUUUGGCAAUGUUAACAUAUGAAACAUAUGCAAAUAAAAUCCCUUGAAUUGAAUUGAGCGAGAGAGAGAGAGGAGACAGACUAUGAAGAUAGAGAGAGAAGAGAGAGAGAGGAGACAGACUAUGAAGAUAGAGAGAGAAGAGAGAGAGAGGAGACAGACUAUGAAGAUAGAGAGAGAAGAGAGAGAGAGGAGACAGACUAUGAAGAUAGAGAGAGAAGAGAGAGAGAGACAGACUAUGAAGAUAGAGAGAGAAGAGAGAGGAGACAGACUAUGAAGAUAGAGAGAGAAGAGAGAGAGAGGAGACAGACUAUGAAGAUAGAGAGAGAAGAGAGAGAGAGGAGACAGACUAUGAAGAUAGAGAGAGAAGAGAGAGAGAGGAGACAGACUAUGAAGAUAGAGAGAGAAGAGAGAGAGAGGAGACAGACUAUGAAGAUAGAGAGAGAAGAGAGCGAUGGAGAGCGAGAGAGAGAGAGAUACAGAGAGAGAGAGAGAUAGAGAGACAGAGAGAGACAGACAGAGACAGAUAGAGAGAGACAGAGAGAGAGAGAGAGAGAGAGAGAUACAGAGAGAGAGAGACAGAGAGAGACAGACAGAGACAGAUAGAGAGAGACAGAGAGAGAGAGAUAGAGAGACAGACAGAGAUAGAGAGAGACAGACAGAGAUAGAGAGACAGACAGAGAUAGAGAGACAGACAGAGAUAGAGAGACAGACAGAGAUAGAGAGACAGACAGAGAUAGAGAGACAGACAGAGAUAGAGAGACAGUCUUCCAUAGAGAGCCUGAGCUACAGUGUGAGGGACAAUACAACAGCCCCACUACCUCCUACCAGUCAUUUCCUGUUCUAUCCAGUUAACCAUUAACUCUGACAAUCCUUCUACACACCAGAUAAUGGCUGGGUCCCAAAUGGUGCCAUUUGGAAUGCAGUCAAUGUGUGAACAAUAUCUGACACCAGAUAACAUGUGAUGUAAACAACAAUAUCUGACACCAGAUACCAUGUGAUGUAAACAACAAUAUCUGACACCAGAUACCAUGUGAUGUAAACAACAAUAUCUGACACCAGAUACUAGAUACCAUGUGAUGUAAACAACAAUAUCUGACACCAGAUACUAGAUACCAUGUGAUGUAAACAACAAUAUCUGACACCAGAUACUAGAUACCAUGUGAUGUAAACAACAAUAUCUGACACCAGAUACUAGAUACCAUGUGAUGUAAACAACAAUAUCUGACACCAGAUACCAUGUGAUGUAAACAACAAUAUCUGACACCAGAUACCAUGUGAUGUAAACAACAAUAUCUGACACCAGAUACCAUGUGAUGUAAACAACAAUAUCUGACACCAGAUACCAUGUAAACAACAAUAUCUGACACCAGCUGCCAUGUAAACAACCAUAUCUGACACCAGAUACUAGAUACCAUGUGAUGUAAACAACAAUAUCUGACACCAGAUACUAGAUACCAUGUGAUGUAAACAACUAUAUCUGACUUCACACCAGAUACCAUGUGAUGUAAACAACUAUAUCUGACUUCACACCAGAUACCAUGUGAUGUAAACAACAAUAUCUGACACCAGAUACUAGAUACCAUGUGAUGUAAACAACAAUAUCUGACACCAGAUACUAGAUACCAUGUGAUGUAAACAACAAUAUCUGACACCAGAUACUAGAUACCAUGUGAUGUAAACAACAAUAUCUGACACCAGAUACUAGAUACCAUGUGAUGUAAACAACAAUAUCUGACACCAGAUACCAUGUGAUGUAAACAACAAUAUCUGACACCAGAUACCAUGUGAUGUAAACAACAAUAUCUGACACCAGAUACCAUGUGAUGUAAACAACAAUAUCUGACACCAGAUACCAUGUGAUGUAAACAACAAUAUCUGACACCAGAUACCAUGUGAUGUAAACAACAAUAUCUGACACCAGAUACCAUGUGAUGUAAACAACAAUAUCUGACACCAGAUACCAUGUAAACAACAAUAUCUGACACCAGCUGCCAUGUAAACAACCAUAUCUGACACCAGAUACUAGAUACCAUGUGAUGUAAACAACAAUAUCUGACACCAGAUACUAGAUACCAUGUGAUGUAAACAACUAUAUCUGACUUCACACCAGAUACCAUGUGAUGUAAACAACUAUAUCUGACUUCACACCAGAUACCAUGUGAUGUAAACAACAAUAUCUGACACCAGAUACUAGAUACCAUGUGAUGUAAACAACAAUAUCUGACACCAGAUACUAGAUACCAUGUGAUGUAAACAACAAUAUCUGACACCAGAUACUAGAUACCAUGUGAUGUAAACAACAAUAUCUGACACCAGAUACUAGAUACCAUGUGAUGUAAACAACAAUAUCUGACACCAGAUACCAUGUGAUGUAAACAACAAUAUCUGACACCAGAUACCAUGUGAUGUAAACAACAAUAUCUGACACCAGAUACCAUGUGAUGUAAACAACAAUAUCUGACACCAGAUACCAUGUAAACAACAAUAUCUGACACCAGCUGCCAUGUAAACAACCAUAUCUGACACCAGAUACUAGAUACCAUGUGAUGUAAACAACAAUAUCUGACACCAGAUACUAGAUACCAUGUGAUGUAAACAACUAUAUCUGACUUCACACCAGAUACCAUGUGAUGUAAACAACUAUAUCUGACUUCACACCAGAUACCAUGUGAUGUAAACAACAAUAUCUGACACCAGAUACCAUGUGAUGUAAACAACAAUAUCUGACACCAGAUACUAGAUACCAUGUGAUGUAAACAACAAUAGCUGACACCAGAUACUAGAUACCAUGUGAUGUAAACAAAAAUAUCUGACUUCACACCAGAUACCAUGUGAUGUAAACAACAAUAUCUGACACCAGAUACUAGAUACCAUGUGAUGUAAACAACAAUAUCUGACACCAGAUACUAGAUACCAUAUGAUGUAAACAACAAUAGCUGACACCAGAUACUAGAUACCAUGUGAUGUAAACAACAAUAUCUGACACCAGAUACUAGAUACCAUGUGAUGUAAACAACAAUAUCUGACACCAGAUACUAGAUACUAUGUGAUGUAAACAACAAUAUCUGACACCAGAUACUAGAUACCAUGUGAUGUAAACAACAAUAUCUGACACCAGAUACUAGAUACCAUGUGAUGUAAACAACAAUAGUUGACACCAGAUACUAGAUACCAUGUGAUGUAAACAACAAUAUCUGACACCAGAUACUAGAUACCAUGUGAUGUAAACAACAAUAUCUGACUUCACACCAGAUACCAUGUGAUGUAAACAACAAUAUCUGACACCAGAUACUAGAUACUAUGUGAUGUAAACAACAAUAUCUGACACCAGAUACUAGAUACCAUGUGAUGUAAACAACAAUAUCUGACACCAGAUACUAGAUACCAUGUGAUGUAAACAACAAUAUCUGACACCAGAUACUAGAUACCAUGUGAUGUAAACAACAAUAUCUGACACCAGAUACUAGAUACCAUGUGAUGUAAACAACAAUAUCUGACACCAGAUACUAGAUACCAUGUGAUGUAAACAACAAUAUCUGACACCAGAUACUAGAUACCAUGUGAUGUAAACAACAAUAUCUGACACCAGAUACUAGAUACCAUGUGAUGUAAACAACAAUAUCUGACACCAGAUACUAGAUACCAUGUGAUGUAAACAACAAUAUCUGACACCAGAUACUAGAUACCAUGUGAUGUAAACAACAAUUUCUGACACCAGAUACUAGAUACCAUGUGAUGUAAACAACAAUAUCUGACACCAGAUACUAGAUACCAUGUGAUGUAAACAACAAUAUCUGACACCAGAUACUAGAUACCAUGUGAUGUAAACAACAAUAUCUGACACCAGAUACUAGAUACCAUGUGAUGUAAACAACAAUAUCUGACACCAGAUACUAGAUACCAUGUGAUGUAAACAACAAUAUCUGACACCAGAUACUAGAUACCAUAUGAUGUAAACAACAAUAGCUGACACCAGAUACUAGAUACCAUGUGAUGUAAACAACAAUAUCUGACACCAGAUACCAUGUGAUGUAAACAACAAUAUCUGACACCAGAUACUAGAUACCAUGUGAUGUAAACAACAAUAUCUGACACCAGAUACUAGAUACCAUGUGAUGUAAACAACAAUAGCUGACACCAGAUACUAGAUACCAUGUGAUGUAAACAACAAUAUCUGACUUCACACCAGAUACUAGAUGAUGUAAACAACAAAAUCUGACUUAACACCAGGUACUAGAUACCAUGUGAUGUAAACACCAACAUCUGAUUCUAAACUGGCUCAUGUGUGAACACCAACAUCUGAUUCUAAACUGGCUCAUGUGUGAACACCAACAUCUGAUUCUAAACUGGCUCAUGUGUGAACACCAACAUCUGAUUCUAAACUGGCUCAUGUGUGAACACCAACAUCUGAUUCUAAACUGGCUCAUGUGUGAACACCAACAUCUGAUUCUAAACUGGCUCAUGUGUGAACACCAACAUCUGAUUCUAAACUGGCUCAUGUGUGAACAACAUGCACAUUGUUGAACAAUGUCUUCUGACUCGAUGGGAAGGAGUUUUUCCUUUGUCCCUUCUGACUCGAUGGGAAGGAGUUUUUCCUUUGUCCCUUUUGACUCCAUGGGAAGGAGUUUUUCCUUUGUGUAAAUAUGUUUUGGACAAUGUUCAAGGUUUAUUUACUUUACCUCCCUAAAAAGGUGGCCUUUUGUGACAUUUUUAUACUUAAUAAAAAGAAAUGUGAUGAUAUUUGUUUUUCCCUGCGAAACAAAGUGUUCUCCAUAAUGUUUUGUAUUAUAAUUUUAAUAUUCUGAUUUCAUGUUGGUUUAAUGGUUUGUAAUUUCUAAAAUCGACCACUUCCAAGACCCCACUUAUUGAUCACAGAAUAAACUGACAAGUCCGUUCUGAAGCA